Molecule: messenger RNA, 2130 nt
Organism: Lymnaea stagnalis (great pond snail)
Lineage: Eukaryota; Metazoa; Mollusca; Gastropoda; Lymnaeidae
Source: the annotation of a GenBank genome assembly
GGUUAACAUCCUAAAACCUAAGGUCUCAGAGACAACAAAGGUCUAUUUUGAUUUGUCGAAUAUUGAAGUGUCAUCUGGAGAAUCAGAUGGAGAUGAUGCUGUGAUGGCAACUUCAAAGAAUAAGAGGAAGAAAAAGCUAACUUCCACAGCUAGCAGACUUUUAAUAGCAAAUAGAGAGUUGGAAACCAUUCCCCAGGACUUUGAGGUGGAUGAAACAGACUCAAAUCACAAUGCAGAUCCAUCAGUGGAUAAAGAUGAAACCUUUGAGUCAGCACCUGGGGAGCUACAGCUUGGUUCUUACAAGCCCAUUCUACGCUCUGCUAAUGGAGAACCUGAUGAAUCUCAAGGCACCAAUUCACCUUCUAUUACAUCAGAGGAUUUGGACAGCAGUGAUGGCAGCACUUGCUUUUACACCAAAUACCCACUCCGCUUCCCUCAUGGCUACUCUCUGAGCAAGUACAGACACAACCUAAAACUGAGUUAUCAGACACUUUCUCAGAAGCUGGAGCAGCACAUAGUCCAAAUGAGAGGUGAGCUUCUGCUGACUGGGGUGGUGCAUGAUGAGGGGUUAGAUUUGUCAGAUGAGAGCAGGAUCAUAACUUGACCUUGUUAAACAACAUUACAGACUUUUUCAGAAGUUACAAUGCUAAAUAAACUGUAUUAGGAUCUGGCUGAAGUUACAUUUUUUUAAAUGUUGAAUUCAACACAAUUUUUUUUUUUGAGAGUAUAAAUAUCUUUAAAAAAAUAUAACUCUGAUUUGUAUGAUACUCUACAGUUGUAAAAAAAAAAAGAAGAAAACAUUAAAGUUUCUUUAUUUGUUUGUGUGUAGAGGAAAUAUUUUAAAAGCAGCGUUUUGACUUUUUAAAACAAAAAGAUAUUAUAAUUUGAAUAGUUUUAUCAACAUUUAUUGUACAUUAAUAGUAAUAUUGCAGUAAACUUAUAAGAGCUAUAAAAUAAAAUAAAUUGUUAGACAUGCAAAAAAUUACAGUGGCAUUUUAAAAGUAAAUAACCAACAAAUAUUAUAUUCUUUAAUAUGUUCAGUAAACUUUGAUCUGAAAUAGUUUAAUGAAAAUGAGGUUCUCUAUUGUCAUAUUUUGUUCAGCCCUCUAUUGUCUCAUAUUUUUCAGAGUAUUAUGUAGUUGUUGAUUUAAAUUGACAAUUAACAAUGAUAUACAAUGAAAUAAAUUUAAUAGCAAAAAAAAACAAAACAUUAGCGACAUGGGAUUGGCUGGAGGCUCCAGACGUUUGAACAUUCAGUUGUAUUAGUUUGUGAUGCAACAAUAUGAUGAAAAUAAAGAUUAAAUGAAACACACUAUUUAAACAAUAUACAAUUUGAAAAGUUUUACUUGGCAAUUAUGUGAACAAAUACAUUUUAACUGUAGACAGACUUGUAAAAGAGCAUUUCACAGUUCUCUAAUCUCUAACAAAACCCUUAUCAGUAUAAGACAAGCGGGCCAAAGUACUUGUCAGUUCCAGAAGCUCGAUUGGAAUAAAAUAGGGUUUGUUAUCUGGUCAUAUUGGUUUAAUAUUCACCUGGGACGGUUAUUGGCUAAUGGGGAUACCUUUUUUGUGACCCAUUUUAUGGUGCUAUUUAUGGGAAACAUCAAUUUUUUUAAAUGACACCAAAUUUGUUCAGAAAUACCAAUCCCAACUGGAAUGGGUACUGUAGUGAUUAAUCAAUGAUGUAUAAUCCCCUUAUUUAGAAGUAUGUGUUGAUUAUCACCUUUGUUCUAAAUGUUGUUUGAUUUGAAAAAAAAGGAACCCUUGUGGAUUUAAUGGCUCUACAGGGAGGUUAACAUAAUAAAAUGGUGAACAUGCAAAUAUUGUUUAUUUUUAUAACCAUAGUAUUCAAAAAUAUUUAUUUUAAAAAAAUGAAGUUUGUAAAAAGCAAUUUGUACUAGAAUUUUAGUCUAAAUAGUAAAUCUUAUUCUUUAAAAUUGUAUCCUAUUGCAACUCUUCAACACCAUAGGAGCAGAUGAGACCCUAAAGAUAAAAAUCUUGCAGGACAUUCUGAAACUGACCAAGGAAGCUUGGGAUACCCCCGUGUACGGUCGUGACCUGGCCUACAGCCUUUGUGACAUCAUCCGCAUGGAGGGCUUAUUGGAUCAGCUGAUUGUCAACUGCUCCACC